This is a messenger RNA of Aspergillus affinis, 1503 nucleotides long. RefSeq lists its product as uncharacterized. The record is from RefSeq and is a predicted model, not a curated record. The transcript is spliced from 5 exons. Lineage: Eukaryota; Fungi; Ascomycota; Eurotiomycetes; Eurotiales; Aspergillaceae. Bases 1 to 1503 code for a protein of 500 amino acids. Gene Ontology annotation, molecular function: DNA binding; DNA-binding transcription factor activity, RNA polymerase II-specific; zinc ion binding. Gene Ontology annotation, biological process: regulation of DNA-templated transcription; DNA-templated transcription.
AUGAGCGAUAUCACCAAGACGCGGAUUGCCUGCAAUCUCUGCCGCCGUCAGAAGAUCCGCUGCGAUAAGGCCCAGCCUGCAUGUGAAAACUGCCGUGACGCUGGCGUCGAGUGCGUUUUCACUCCACUUCCACGUCGGAAAAAGGCUCGCGAGCUACCAGGAGGGGAGACGCGAAGUAUCAAUCUUGCUUUACCACAGUGGCCAACUCGCUACGUAGUCGAGCAAGUAAUUGGCCACUUCACCAACAGUCAGCUGUACACCAUUUUCCCUAUAGUCAACAUUGAGAGCUUGACGUCUCUUCUCAACGCCAAUUCUCUUGAUCCUGGCGUGGGAAUGAUGAACCCAGCGGAUAGGGCAUGUCUAGUAGCGUUCACGGCAUUUAUCACUCAUAUUGAGCACCACGAACUUGCUUUCUUACACGCUAACUCCGAUUCCUAUCUGCAAGCCGCACUCUCUUUAGUUCCACAACUGAUCAUGGAACACACCAAUACUCGUGCCCUAGAGGCUCUUCUCAUCAUGGCACUCUAUAUCGCUCCUCUCGGCCAGCCACAGACAGCCCAGCUUCUUCUCUCCAUGGCGAUACGGAUCCUCUACAAUCUAGGGGGCCAUACCAUCCAAGGCCCGCUCGACUCCUUAUCUCCCAGUGUCAGGCGUCAUCAUGAGCAUUUAAGACACUUAUUCUGGAUGUGCUAUUCAAUAGACACGGAAAUGUCUCUUCGAAAAUGCCAAGCCCCUCUCAUCAACGACGCUGACUGCAAUCUCGAACUCCCUGCAGCAUACAGAUCUACGCCAUCUCCGCGACCACCCUUCACAGAUCCCCAGCAGAGUUUCCCUGAGGUUGUCUUCAACUCAGAUCUCCGGAUGGUAAUGUUCAAAUCAAAAGUUUACCGGCAGCUUUACUCUCGACCCAGCUUGGAAGCCUCCGUGGCCACACGGCUUCGUCUUAUCCGAGAACUAGACCACGAGCUUCAUGAACUCAAGGCUCUACUUCCUCAUUCCCACCCGGAAACUCCUUCCGAGACAAGCUCCGGCCUCUCAGAUACCGGUCUCUCAGAUGCUUCUGCUCGCGGUCACAAUAUUCGAUCGGUUAUGGUCAACUUGGAAUAUUACCACUGCUUGACCAAGAUCCACGGUGCCAGUCUUGUCGGUCACGACGUAACCGAGGAAUCAUCCGCUCCUUCAAGUCUGGAGUUAUGUUACCAGGCUGCUCGUUCAACUCUUUUAUAUCUGAGUCGGAUGCCAGAGCUUAUCAGUGAAGAAACCUUCUGGAUAUCCGCCCAAUUCCUCCUAACAGCCGUACUGGCUCUGCACUACCGCCUUAUCACACGCCGCCAUGAUACUUCCCAUCCUCCACAUGAAGACCUAUCUAUUUUGAGAAACAUGCUGGAUGUCUUCGUCCAGCUGAAGAACAACAACAUUGCCUCCUCCCCACGUCCCUUUGAACCAUUCAUAAUCACGGAAGCUUUUAUUCGCUACCUGAUUAACCUUUCAUGUUCGCCAUAA